AUGUCGUGGGCUGCACUUGUGGAGAAAGCGAAGGAUGUCACGCCGGCGGUGACGGAACCGAAACGAGUUGCGUUUGCGGUAGAACCCGGUGAAGGAAGAAAAAAGGAGAGCAAUAGUGCGGAAGGUAAAGAUGGCAACGAUGUGGUGGGGGAUGUAGUGGGUGUGGAAGUGCCCUCAUUCUCGAAAGGCCUUUUGGUUCUUGAUGCGAACGCCUUCAUCAAAGGUAUGAAUUUGCUAGACGGCACAGCUGAUGCACUCGUAACGACCUCACAGGUUAUUUCCGAGGUGCGCGAUCGUGCAGCUCGCCAGAUGCUGGAAAGGCUUCCAACGCACCUCCAUGUAUUGGAACCCUCGAAGGAGUCGGUGACCGCCAUCGUCAACAUCGCACAGAAAACAGGUGACUUAGGCACUCUGAGCCGAACAGAUAUUCGUGUGUGUGCACUUGCGCUGGAUUGUUGCAAGGCCACUAAUACGCUUUUGGAGCCAAUAGCGCCUCGAGCUGCGGUGAUCAACCCUGAGUGUAGCGACGGAACAAAGAUUGUAACAGAGCUGAAAGAUGAAAGUGAAGAAGCACAAAGCGAGGAUGAUCAAAACGAUGAAGGUGUAGCUGAUCAUAAGAACGAUACGGAAAGAGGGGACGACGACGAUGAAGGCUGGAUUACGCCAGAAAAUAUUCAUUUAUGUAAGGCAAACGAGGGCUCGAGUGCCGGAGCCGCUGCAGGGGAACGGUUUGAGUGUGGGGUCGCAUGCGUUACGUCAGACUAUGCGAUGCAAAACACUCUGCUGCACGUUGGUGUCCCAAUAGUUGGACCGCACGGCAUGAGAAUACGCGAAGUGCGGCAAUGGCUGCUCCGCUGCACCGCCUGUUUCACUAUCAAUGCAGACACGACACGACAGUUCUGCAGUGAAUGCGGUAGCGGUAAUACGCUUCGGCGUGUGCAGUAUGUCGUCACCACUGACGGAGAACGGCAAUUGUUUAUUAACUUCCGUAAGCGGAUUAGCACCCGUGGAACAGUGUACAAUCUCCCAAAACCACGUGGAGGACGAAGGGGAACAAACAGAUGUCUGGUGCUUCGCGAAGAUCAAUUGGCACACCUUAUCCGUGGAACCACCUCCAUGAAAAUGAAAGAGAAACUUGCCACACGAUCUGGAAACGGCGGACUCGAUGAUGAUCUGGCUGCCUUCGGUGAGGCACCGAAGCAACGUAAGCGGGACCCCGAUCAACCACGAGUGACCUCAUCCUAUCAUAAGUACAAUGUGAACGAACGGAAAAAGCUUCGCGCGGCGCGACGGAAGUGA
Molecule: messenger RNA, 1299 nt
Organism: Trypanosoma brucei brucei TREU927
Lineage: Eukaryota; Euglenozoa; Kinetoplastea; Trypanosomatida; Trypanosomatidae
Exons: 1
Coding region: 1-1299 (432 amino acids)
Biological process (GO): ribosomal small subunit biogenesis; maturation of SSU-rRNA
Cellular component (GO): preribosome, small subunit precursor
Molecular function (GO): RNA endonuclease activity
Source: RefSeq, a predicted model, not a curated record